Kalmanozyma brasiliensis GHG001 is the source of this 1752-nucleotide messenger RNA. RefSeq names its product Carboxylesterase, type B. The coding region runs from base 1 to 1752 and encodes 583 amino acids. The record is from RefSeq and is a predicted model, not a curated record. The transcript has a single exon. Lineage: Eukaryota; Fungi; Basidiomycota; Ustilaginomycetes; Ustilaginales.
AUGCGGCUAUCUCCUCUAAAUCUGGUCGCAGCGGCAGCUGCCGCCGUCGGCCUGGUCUCAGCUCUCCCCUCAGUAGCUCCUCAACCUCGCGGCGCUGAUUGCCAGCCCACAGUCAAGCUGCAUCAGGGCACAGUCCGUGGUAUCGUCGACGCCAAUUAUGGUCUUGAGCAAUUCUUCGGCAUUCCCUAUGCCAAGGCCCCCAUCAACAAUCUCCGCUUCGCCAAGCCUCAACCUGUCGACGGUCACCCGGGCUCAACCAUCGACGCGACCCGCUUCGGUGACAUCUGCAUGCAGCCCGCUGCCCCCUCUCCGCUCUACAACAUGAGCGAGGACUGUCUCAACAUCAACGUCGUCCGUCCUGUCGGCACUACUGAACAUGCCAAGCUCCCCGUGCUCACCUGGAUCUACGGCGGGGCGUUCUUCGUCGGCAGCACUCCCGCCUACAACGCAAGCGAACUCGUGCAGAGGAGCGUCGACAUUGGCAAACCCAUCGUCUUUGUUGCGAUGAACUACCGCGUCGGACCGUUUGGCUUCAUCGGUGGGUCGGAAGUGGCUGAUUCGGAGGGGGCGACGAGCAACGCAGGGUUGUACGAUCAGCGUCUCGCUAUGAAGUGGGUCAAGAAGAACAUUGGAAAGUUUGGCGGCGAUGCGGGGAGGGUGACGCUCUUUGGCGAGAGCGCGGGGGCGAUGAGUGUCGCACUUAACAACUUUGCCUACGAUGGCGACAACGAAGGGCUUUGGCACGCGGCGAUCAUGGACUCGGGUGGCAUUGCACCCGGCCCACUGCUCACGCCCAAACAUCCGGCCGUAGAGAAGUCCUUCGAAAGCCUGGCGGCGGGCGUUGGGUGCACGGGUGGCAACGGGACGCUGCUCAAGUGUCUUCGUGCCGCAAACGCGAACGAUGUUCUGGAGGUAUCCUUUGCGCUGACAGGUCAAGCUGGAGGGACGUUUCCGAUUGCAGGCGCCCUCGCCUGGCUCCCCCUCGUCGACUACGAAUUGAUCACCAACUAUCCCUCCGUCAAUCUCCCCCAGGGCAAGCUGGCCGACAUCCCCGUCAUCGCAGGCAACAACCUCGACGAAGGCCCCCUCUUCGCCCAGCAACACCUCAAUUCCUCUUCAAACUUUGAGACCUGGGUCCGCUCCGCCGCGGUCAUCUACAACACCUCCUACACCGAGCAAGCUCUUCAGCGCGUAUUUUCGGCCUACCCAGACAUCCCCUCCCUCGGCUCGCCGUACUACAACGCCGAAACGACCACUUCGGCAGGCACCACCAACCUCACCUCCCGCGUCUAUCCACCUUCGACCGGCAACCAGUACAAACGAUCCGCCGCCUUCUUCGGCGACUUCACCUUCCAAGCCCACCGCCGAACCUAUCUGCGCGCCGCCACUGCCGGCAAGAAGAACGGGAAGAAUGUAUGGUCCUUCGAAUUUCAGCAGAAUGACAAGUUCGCCAAUGGCACCGGCAGCCCGCUGGGUGCGUACCACGGUAGCGAGCUCAAAUACUUUUUCGUCCUCCCCGAUGGCAGAAUCAAAGACCCCGUGCUGGAGGACAAGAUGCCCAGAGCAUACAUCAGUUUUACCUACUACCACGAUCCGACGGUGCUGAGUGGAUUGGAUUGGCCCAGGUACAGGGAGGGUGGGGAACUGUUGCAGUUGAAGGGCGGGAAUGUCACGCGGAUCAAGGAUACCUACAGGAAGGAGGCGAUGGAGGCGUUGACUAAUGAACGCUCUGCGAAGGUUUUUGGGUUCUGA